Fusarium odoratissimum NRRL 54006 is the source of this 519-nucleotide messenger RNA. RefSeq lists its product as uncharacterized. The record is from RefSeq and is a predicted model, not a curated record. The transcript has a single exon. Lineage: Eukaryota; Fungi; Ascomycota; Sordariomycetes; Hypocreales; Nectriaceae. Bases 1 to 519 code for a protein of 172 amino acids.
AUGGAAGGGGAAGACACCCGAAGCGGGUGGAGUGGAGGGGUCAAGUUGAAGGGGGGAGUGGAGGGGCGCUCGACAACCUGGCCUGGCGUGGCCUGGGCUAGGAGCCUGGGGCGGGCGGUCAGUGGAGGGUACCUGGAGCUACAGAGUCGAUCAGCGCGUGGCGGAGGUACCUGGGCCCUGAAAUCCAUUGGGGACGGGGUCCAAAAAGCGAUGAGGGAUUGUCAAGUACCGGUACAUGGACAAUGUCACUCCGACUCCAAGCUGUUGAGGACCAGGGUGGACCAGGGGGAGACGACCGACACCUUGAGUUACGUACGACAGGUCGAUUCGAAUUUCAUCAAACCGCCGAAAACCGCAGCAGCCAAUUUACGCACCGCACGCUACGAUCCGAUUCUUAUCCAGCCCAAUCGAUUCAGAAUUUCGGAAGCUUUCGUGAGUUGUUCGGCCACUUCUUCUCGUGAGUCUUUUUCAUUGCUUUUUGGGGAAGAUCAUGAUCCAGACAUCAGAUACAGCCUGUAG